AUGUCGUGGGAAGGAUUCAAGAAGGCUGUCAAUCGGGCCAGUGCAGGUGUGACUGUGAAGAGUGUUGAUAAAACCAUAGACAAGGAUUUUGAUGUCCAGGAAAGAAGAUAUCAAACUCUCAAGGCAGCUGGAACAAACCUUCAAAAAGCAUCCAAAGGAUACUUGGAUUCAUUGAGAGCUGUCACAGCGUCGCAGGUUACGAUUGCAGAGAUUGUUUCUAAUCUUUACGAGGAAGCUCGGCAAGGUACUGUGUACUCUGAUGUGGGUAGUUAUUACUUGCAAUGUGUGAGGGAUUUCGACGAGGAAACGGUAAAGCAAAUCGAUGGACCAUUUAGAGAGACGAUUUUGGACCCAAUUACCAAGUUUUCCAACUAUUUUAAAGAAAUUGAUGAGGGUAUCAAGAAACGUGCUCAUAAAAAGGUGGAUUACGAUAUGUGUAAGGCAAAGGUACGGAAGGUGAUUGACAAGCCUUCCAAGGAUGCUGCCAAGCUUCCACGGACAGAAAAGGAGUUGCAAGUUGCAAAGGAGAUUUUUGAUGAGCUCAACGAACAAUUGAAGCAAGAAUUGCCUCAGUUAAUUGCAUUGAGGGUUCCAUUUUACGACCCUUCGUUCGAGAGUUUGGUGAAAAUUCAAUUGCGCUUCUGUACUGAGGGCUACUCUCGGCUUGCCCAGAUCCAGCAGUACUUGGAUCCUGCCUCGAGAGAUGAAUAUGCCAAUGGAUUGUUGGACGGUAAGGUCGAUGAUUUGUUGCAACAAAUGAACGGGUUGAAUAUAUGUGCCUUGGGCCAUAAAUAA
Molecule: messenger RNA, 795 nt
Organism: Meyerozyma guilliermondii ATCC 6260
Lineage: Eukaryota; Fungi; Ascomycota; Pichiomycetes; Serinales; Debaryomycetaceae
Gene: RVS161
Product: amphiphysin-like protein
Exons: 1
Coding region: 1-795 (264 amino acids)
Biological process (GO): actin cortical patch localization; endocytosis; plasma membrane tubulation
Cellular component (GO): mating projection tip; Rvs161p-Rvs167p complex; medial cortex
Molecular function (GO): lipid binding; protein binding
Source: RefSeq, a predicted model, not a curated record